Cladocopium goreaui is the source of this 1347-nucleotide messenger RNA. The record is from the annotation of a GenBank genome assembly. Lineage: Eukaryota; Dinophyceae; Suessiales; Symbiodiniaceae.
UGAACUGCCCGCUCCGAUGAGUUGCGAUGCUCACAAUGGAAGGUUUUGUCCAGAAACGUGUUCCAAGUCCGUACAAGAGGCUUGUACUAGAUCGACUGUUGACAGUUUUUCUCAAUUACACGGAUUUAAUCACUGACAUUUUGGUCAUGCUGCAGUAUGGGUGCUUUCUGCAACAUACACUCAGUACCAAUUGCACUACGGGCAUUGAGAAUGUCGGAAACGUGACAACCAGCUGGAUUCCCACCUGUGAACCACAUUGGUGGUGGUUUGGGCUUAGCCUUUCCAUUUUGGUGGUGUCGACUGUUGCACACGCCUUUGUUUACACCAUAAGACCCGGUCAAAAUCAGAAAUUCUGCUGCUUCUGCUGCCUGGGCAUCUUCCAACUGACUUACCUUCGAGAUCUGUGGCUUGCAGUGCUGUAUCCAACCACUGCGGAAGCUGAAGAGGAGAAACACUCCACAGUGGGCCGCGACUUCACGGUCAAGAUCCUGGAAUGUACUCCGCAGCUCUACUUACAGACUUUUGUGCUUUUCUCCAUUCAAGCUCAUGGAGAUCGACUGAAAGUGGUCUCAACGCUUCUAUCAGCAGCUUCGCUUGCGCUCGGACUCGUGAAGUUUAUGGCGGCACAGUCGGUUUAUCAACAAAAUUUUCUGCAAACUUUCGCCAGGAAAUUGACCGUGGGCCUGUUUUUGACCACAGAUCAGCUCCUGCGUGCCUCGGCCUAUAGCCUGAUGCUAUCAGAGGUGGCACGGCCGCUGGGGAUUCCAAUCAUCUUGCUGUUCCCAGUGUUGUCCUUGAUCAUUUGCUACAAGGCUUUGGGCCGCAGUGGUUUUGGAGGUUUUUGUCUGGCAUUUUCUGUGGGUGUCUUGGCUGGGCACAUCUUGCCACUCUUCAGUCUCACCAGCACAUUGGGUGACUCCACAGACUUUCGGGGUCCUGCGUGGUGGCAAGAAAUUUAUUUCUACUUGGCCUUGCCGCUGCGAUACAUCGAGAUGACCUUCUGUGGUGUUGUUGGACUCACAGUGGCCAAAACCACCUGUGGGCAUGUGCCAGUGAUUGAAAUGAUCACGUUCUUCAGCCUGAUGGUUGGGAACCUCGUCUUUUUCAUCGCGAUGUUUUUUUGCAUGUCCAAGACUCAGGUAAAUCCCACUGACGAAUUGCAGGCAAAACCUGACUCGCCUCCCAUGACACUGGUGGGGGCGAAUUCCGUGCCUCAGGGCAAUUAGUGCCGGAAUGGCAAGGCGGCAAGGACAUGUUUCGCGGCAAAACACAUCAAAACUAACUAACUCAUCGAACUCAUUCAAAUUCUGUGAUAUGAUAUACUAUUUGAAUCUAUUUGAGUAAUGG